AUGGGGGACCUUGAUGGCGCCGAGUACAUCGAACCUACUGUCACUCGCACAGGUACAUACAGCACCGACGAGCGAAAGACCAGGGCUGUGAAGAGAAUCGAAGAUAGGGGGUUUGACGUAUCGACUUUAUUUACGCCCUGGGAUACGACCGCUAGUUUGGGAGAGCUUGGGAGUAGUUCGCUCUCUGCCGUGGAGGAAAUCUUGAAGAUUCUUUUGUAUAGAAACUGUUCCCAAGAAGAGAUCUUUGUACAGUUGGACGGGGCUGUCAAUGGUGCUGUGGAUAGUCGCACUUCGGAGCCUUGCAAGCCUACCUUUGCACCCCUGAGGAACCUACGCCGGCAAUUAAGGGACGGCUCUUCAGUUCAACCGAUCUCAUCGCGUUCAACCAGGGGCAUAACCAGGCAAGCUUCCUCUUCCGAGAAGCCUAAAAGGAAGCCGCGUAAGAGCCUUUCUCAAUCCCGAGCAAAGAGAGUUUGCCAAGGUCUUGCUCACAGUCUCCGUCACGAUACCGAGGAGGUAUAUGUUCACCGCUCUCAAAACUCGUCAGAGUCAACUUCGUCGAACGAUGGGGAUCACCCCGAAAAUUCAGACUAUAAUGCAUUCAUCGAUCAAGCAUCCUCUAAACUCUUAACACACACUCGAGCCUCUCAGCGCUCACGCGAGCGCUCCUCGCAGCAGCCGCGGAUCGAGAGCUCAGAUGACGACAUCGCUGCCACUGACACGGCGGAUUCUCAGCUCUUCCCUACGAGCGCGGUAUCGAACACAAAUACAGCGAUACGAAGGGGCAAGCAGAGGAACACGCAAGGAGACCCCAUCGCAGGCCGCACAGCCGAAAGUUCAUCCAUCAAAUCACGGAAUAGAUUGAGUUUGAAGAAUUGGCGAAUUCGCCUUGAACCCUGCACCGCUGACGCCCAAGGCGAAUACGAUGGAGUUGCUGCAGUCUACGAGACUGCUAAGAACGCUUACGCUACCACAUUGAAGAGCGAGGACGAGGCCCUUAAGUCUCUCUCUUCCUUCCGGACUGCCGGCACGCCCUUAUCUCGACUCCCAGUCGAAGCCAUAGAAUCUGGCACUGUUGGACCUCUCCUUCAAAGGUUGGAAGAUAUAGAUGCCAUAGAGAAAGAAGAUGACCAGCUCAGGUCCGCGUACCAGCAGAAGAAGGAGAGCAGGAUCGCACAGGCCAAAAUCUUGGUCAAAUCGAAGGCGGACAUGGAGAAGAAAGUGAAUUUACUAAAGCAGCUUCAGAACAUCAUGGAUGAUCUGAUCACGGAUAGUGAGCCUGAAGCCGGCAGAUUCUUCAUCAUUUCAGCCUCGACCUCUACAGCUCUUUCGCGAAGUCUAGACAUCCAGCCUCGACAAGACGCACCGGCUGCGCCAGCCUCGCCUCAAUCACGCUAUGUAUACGUUGUCACGGACGUGGACUUCAAUCAGAAAGCUGUUUCGUCCCAAAGCGGGAAGCCUAUCUUCGGUGGGCAUACAAGCAUUCGUGUGGGCGGUACUGAUGCGGAUGGUCCUCUCCUAGUUGAAGUUGCUGUUAACCCGGGUUCAAGUGGUCUGCAGAUCAGAGUCUUAGAUACUGGUGUCGCUAAUACUGGCAAGCCCAUUGGGUUCUGGAGUGCUCCGAAUUCUAGACGUUAUGUUGUGCAGACUGGGGAGAUCACUUUCACGAAUGCGGAGAUCUUCGACCACCAGACCGGCAAGGGCCUUGUGGCUGAUGCCUGGAACGACAAUCCUACAUACUCGAAAGGAGCUGGCACCACCCCUAACACAUGCUACGACUUCGCUGAUCGAGUCCUGGCACACAUGAACCUAGACUUGGAUCCAUCAAUUAUUAAAAUAUUUGCUAGCGCAGACGAAUACUACACCAAAUAUACAAAUAAAUGGGUUGAAAAAGUACCACUGAUCUGGUCCCAGAAGACCGAAUUCCCUGCUGGAUAUACACCACAACAGGGAGAGCAAUACUGGACGCGAGUGUUCGACGUUGUCUCAGACCCAGGUACCCCGAGUUUUAUCGUUGAUAGUACUGCUCAAGGGACAUGCAGCAAGGCGAAGAUGUCUAAAAGGACGUGCUUCCCCGCAACAGCAUUCAGUGACGACUGGUACUCCGACUCAGUUACCCAGGCGGAGUUUGAUAACAUUGGAGCGCAGCCAUUGCCCGAUGACAAAAAGCUUCCAACACUCGAAGAAGAAUCCAGAGCUGCUGUUGCGCCCUUCCAAGACAGCGUAGGCAAGCCUGGGACACCUACAACGGGCCUGGCGACUGUUGGUAUGGGUCGAGCUGCUGGUGUAAUUUCUGCUGUCACGCUUGUCGCAAGAGAAGCUGCUCAGGCCGUUGGACUGGCUAUUGGUCCAGCUUUCGUUCUUUUGGACAUCGUUCAAGGCAAUUGGAUAGGUGCUGGACUGGCCGCUGUGGGUCUCGCGCUUGGUGUUGUCGCCUCGCUCGCCGUAGCUGGUCCUGUGGGUUGGAUUGUUGGUGGUCUUAUAUCUGCCUUGUUUGCAAUUCUACCUGGCCUGUUCAAAAGCAAGCCUCACCUACCAGCCGUCGCUGACAAUGUUGGCACCCUUCAAUAUGCCUUCUUUGGGGACGCUACUCAUACUGGCAACGAACAGUGCCAAAGUCAAGGGAAUCCCAACUGUACAGCCGUCUUCGGACCCGGUGUUCUCUCUCUAGUCUUCGAGUGGGAUAAUUUCGAUUCAAUAACCUUCCUCAUUCAAUACAAUGAAGGCUACGCCAUGACUCUACCGGAGAUAGCGAACGCAUUCUACAACAUCAAUGAUCCCAAGAAUAGCGGCGACGGAUCGAAUCAAAUAGCAACCAUCAAUUGCAACAACAAGAAGGGAAUCCAAGACAGAUGGGGUGUCAGCAUGAGGGAUGACAUGUCAAAAUGCAAUCAUCCUAGCUUUCAACUCAACCGAUCAUUGGUGACACUUCCAGUGAUCGGACAGACAGCAGACCAAGUAUACAACAGAAUCAUCCCCGCCCCUAAUGGCGAUUGCAAAUUGGUUUCGGAUGCCGCGAACUCACUGAACAUCCCUGACUACAACAUGACGAUCACAGGACAACCAGUAGCCAUUGCCUGUGGUCUCUCCGCCGCCCUCGAGAUUGGCGGAACCGUCAUACCCCUAGAUCCAACCAACAACCCCAUCGUCGUCAAUGUCUCUUCCGGCACCAACUCCACCGACGGUCAAAAUGGCCACCAGCUAGCAGCACCAGCACCAGCCCCAUUCCAGUCCCUCCUAAACGCCACCACGGCCCUCUGUCUCAGCGGUUCAGGCGGCGGCCUCUGCGUGCCAGCCGGCCAGUACGAUAUCCAACGCGGUAGUCUCGGAUUCGACAGCAGCAAGGUAGACACCCUGAACAUGCCCGCUGGCGCCUCAAUAAGCUGGUACGAUGUCCGAGCCGAAAUACCCCGCGGUGGCCCAACUCAAUCGCUGGUAUCAUAUACCACCAAUCAGACCGCCGCCGACAAGCAUUUUGCGGCCGCAAUGGCUUCUGCGCCUACGAGCGGUGCUGACGGCGCCGGUGCUGGCUGGAACGCCACCCUCCCUGCUGGUAUGCCCGACCAGCCGGUCGUAUGCCUCUUUACUAAAACGGAUCAUAAUGGGGACGUUGCGUGCUUUGGGGCUGGAGGCGGAAACGUUACUGGGGGGAUCUCUGGAAAAGCGUCGUCGAUUGCCGUGCACGGAAACGCUACGGCGGAGAUCUAUGCGCAGUCGUAUGGCGAUGCGGGGAGCGCAACUAUUACGAGUGAUGUGCUGGAUCUGACGCAGGAGCCUUAUGGCACGGAUGAUAAUUUUAAUCAAAAGAUUGUCGCUAUGUGGGUUUGUGACGGGUCUUGUAGUAUACCUGUCUAA
Molecule: messenger RNA, 3855 nt
Organism: Letharia columbiana
Lineage: Eukaryota; Fungi; Ascomycota; Lecanoromycetes; Lecanorales; Parmeliaceae
Exons: 2
Coding region: 1-3855 (1284 amino acids)
Source: RefSeq, a predicted model, not a curated record